This is a messenger RNA of Mus musculus (house mouse), 1248 nucleotides long. RefSeq names its product aldo-keto reductase family 1, member B7 (gene Akr1b7). Gene Ontology annotation, molecular function: prostaglandin H2 endoperoxidase reductase activity; aldose reductase (NADPH) activity; alcohol dehydrogenase (NADP+) activity. The record is from RefSeq and is marked validated. The transcript has 10 exons. Gene Ontology annotation, cellular component: cytoplasm; cytosol. Gene Ontology annotation, biological process: retinol metabolic process; lipid metabolic process; prostaglandin metabolic process. Bases 49 to 999 code for a protein of 316 amino acids. Lineage: Eukaryota; Metazoa; Chordata; Mammalia; Rodentia; Muridae.
GAAAGCAGGCAUUUCAUCUGCUCACUCAGAGAACUCUCUGCAGCAACCAUGGCCACCUUCGUGGAACUCAGUACCAAAGCCAAGAUGCCCCUUGUGGGCCUGGGCACCUGGAAGUCUUCCCCAGGCCAAGUCAAGGAAGCCGUGAAGGCGGCCAUUGAUGCUGGGUAUCGCCACAUUGACUGUGCCUAUGUGUAUCACAAUGAGAAUGAGGUGGGAGAAGCUAUCCAAGAGAAGAUCAAAGAGAAUGCUGUGAAGCGGGAGGAUCUCUUCAUCGUCAGCAAGCUGUGGGCCACAUUCUUUGAGAAAAGCCUGGUGAAGAAAGCCUUCCAGAACACCCUCUCGGAUCUGAAGCUGGACUAUCUGGACCUGUAUCUGGUCCACUGGCCACAGGGAUUUCAGGCUGGGAAUGCGUUAUUACCCAAAGACAAUAAAGGCAAAGUUCUCCUGAGUAAAUCCACAUUCUUGGAUGCCUGGGAGGCCAUGGAGGAACUGGUGGACCAGGGGCUGGUGAAAGCUCUGGGCAUCUCCAACUUCAACCACUUCCAGAUUGAAAGGCUCCUGAACAAGCCUGGACUAAAACAUAAGCCAGUGACCAACCAGAUUGAGAGCCACCCUUAUCUCACCCAGGAAAAACUGAUCCAAUACUGUCAAUCCAAGGGCAUCGCUGUUACAGCCUACAGUCCCCUGGGCUCCCCAGACAGGCCUUAUGCCAAGCCAGAAGACCCCGUAGUAAUGGAGAUUCCCAAGAUCAAAGAGAUUGCUGCAAAACACAAGAAAACAGUAGCUCAGGUUCUGAUUCGGUUCCAUGUCCAAAGGAAUGUGGUGGUGAUCCCCAAGUCUGUGACACCCUCACGCAUACAGGAGAACCUGCAGGUCUUCGACUUCCAGUUGAGUGAGGAGGACAUGGCUGCCAUUCUCAGCUUCAACAGGAACUGGAGGGCCUGUGACCUGUUGGAUGCAAGGACUGAAGAGGACUAUCCUUUCCACGAGGAAUACUGAGGUCCACUUGCUUGAUGAGAUCCGUGCAUGAUAGAUUCCUUCGUCUCUCUAAAAUCAACCUGGAUGUAGGCUACCAUCUGGCAAUGCAGGAUUUAAAUUUUUGUGUUCAUCAAGGAGCAAGAAAAUGUUCCAGAGAAACGAAGGGCAACGGUUCUCACUAGCGAGGGCUGAGCACAUGUUUGUCAUCAGGAGCAUGUAGUAUGGUAACACUGAAGAUACAAUGAUAGAACAAUAAAAAAGCAAUAAUAG